ACGACCUUGUUUUUGUUGAUGUUUAAUUUGAGUGCGGCUGCGCGCUGCUCAAUGCUUUCGCCGUUGCUGACGCGACUUGGCAGGGAAAAAAGAGAGUGUGUACCCUCUGGCACUAGCUAGCGACGUUGUCGAAACGGAAAAGGGAGUACGGCCAGAGUUUAUUAUUAGUUGGGCGCCCGUAAGACCAACUGAUGAUACCAAAUCAGCGGCAAUCUUAACCAGCGACUAACCAACCUCUCCCGUAUGUGAUCGCCCUUGCUCGUCGUCGGACGCUGCCAGCGAGGGCCAAGGAACAAAAUAGCAUAUCGCCAUUAUAUGAUCCAGUGUCCAGCGUCACUUUUACCCUCCAUGUGGGUGAGGGAGCUGUGUGUAUCAGAUUAUGGCGAGAAAAACAGUUAGCAGGAAAAGGAAGGCAGGAGAGCCCAAGGACCAACAACAGCUGGGCUGGUGUCAAGCACCACACAAGCGGAGCCGUGUUUCUUCUUCAUCACGUCAUGCCCAGCAGUGGUGGUGCAGCCGGCGCUCAGUGGUAUGUGCCCUCCGGGGGCGGGAGUUCAGACCCCAACAGCAGCACGAGUUGAGGCUCCAGCGGAGCCUCCGAGGCUUUGCAGCCGGCAGGCUCCCAGGCAUCCUCAAGGAAAGGGAGUUUUCCCUGGGGAGACUCAACAAGGUGUUUGCUUCACAGUGGCUCAACCACAGGCAGGUGGUCUGUGGGACCAAGUGCAACACGCUUUUUGUAGCUGAUGUCCUGACUGCGCAGAUAACACGCAUUCCCAUGCUGAAGGACAGGGAGUGUCGGGGUGGAGGCUCUGGGGUGGUGGGUGCAGUGGUGGCAGGGCGGCAUUACCAACCCACAGGAGGCUCUCGUGCCCGGCUAGACCAGCAGGGCUGUGGGAUCCACGCCAUUGAACUCAACCCCUCCAGAACACUGCUAGCCACCGGAGGAGACAAUCCCAACAGCCUGGCCAUCUACCAGCUGCCAACACUGGACCCUGUUUGUGUGGGAGAUGAAGGUCACAAUGACUGGAUCUUCUCCAUAGCAUGGAUCAGUGACAACAUGGCAGUUUCUGGGUCCAGAGAUGGCUCCAUGGGCCUGUGGGAGGUGACAGAGGAAGUAAUGAGUCAGGCCGAGCGUAGUCAGAAUGAGGAGGCAGUGCCCUCAUACGCCCACAUUUCCCACCGUGCCCUCAAGGACAUCCCAAAGGAGUACACCAACCCAUACAACUGUAAAGUUCGUGCUCUGGCCUUCAACAACAACCACAAAGAACUGGGUGCUGUGUCUUUGGAUGGCUAUUUCCACCUCUGGAAAGCUGAGCACAACUUGUGCAAGAUACUGUCUACCAAGCUGCCUCACUGCAAAGAGAAUGUGUGUUUGGCAUAUGGACAAGACUGGUCAGUGUACGCUGUGGGUUCUCAGGCCCAUGUUUCCUUUCUGGAUCCACGGCAGCCUACACACAGCAUCAAGUCUGUCAAUUCAAGAGAGAGAGGAAGCGGGAUCCGCUCAGUGAGUUUCUAUGAGCAUAUCGUGACGGUGGGAACAGGCCAAGGUUCUCUUCUCUUCUACGACAUCCGGGCCCAGAGAUUCCUGGAGAACCCUUUGAAUCCAACCGGAGGGUACCGGAAGUGCCCAGGAGAUGGCAUCCUCAAACUCUCUACAGGGAAAGGCUGGCUGAAUCACGAUGAGACGUGGAGGAGUUACUUCUCAGACAUUCAUUCCUUCCCCAACGCGGUGUACACCCACUGCUACGACGACUCUGGCACAAAGUUGUUUGUAGCAGGUGGACCACUCUGCUCUGGCCUGCACGGCAACUACGCAGGGCUGUGGAGCUAGCCUCUUCGUCUCGUUCAUCGCUCUAUCACUACAUCCUCGUCCAGAUUUUUUCCUAACUAGUCCCUCCAUCCCUCUCCCUCUUCAAGUCCAUCACUGUCUUUGGUAUCCCUCUUGCUCAUUGAAUUGUCACUCUGUUUCUCUCACACGUGGACUCAGGAGCAUGAUCUUGCCCCCACAACGUAUUACCGCUUUGAAUAUUGUUGUUGUGUAUAUUUGUGCCCACCAUUACACUAUCCCUUCCUCCUCCAAUUAUUCCUUUGCUCCUUCCACCUCAGCUACUCAGUUUUUUUAUAUGGAAAUGUAAAAACAAUUAACUAGUAAUUUUCAAGAGCUGCGAAGUCUGCCACUGAGGAACUCAGAAUAGUUUUAAUAAACGUAAAGAAUAAAGUAAUACAAGAUCUUAUCAUUUAAAACAUCCAACCCGCAGGGAUUAGGCUAUGGUCUUUUGCUGGCUUGUUUUGUAUGUAAGGAUAGUGUUUACCGCUGCUUCCUCUGUGAUAAAUGACAGCGUCUUUGUGAAAUACCUGUGGGAUUUUUCUCCCAAAAGUUCUGUUUUGUUCUCUCACUGAAAUGGACGGCAAUAAAAAGAGAGGGAGAGAGGAAGAAGGACUGAAGAGACAAUUAAUUUCCAAAGGACUGAAUCGGAGUGCAGUUUGACGUUGGAUAGAGAAUAUUAACUGGUUGGAACAGCCCGUCCUGUCCCACAACAAUCACAAAGAACUUCUCUCUUCUCGUGGCAGAAGUAUAAAACGAAGAAGCCAAUCAAAAUGGGACUUUGUGUUCAUGUUUUUCUGACUGAGAUGUAAAGGAGAAACAUUAAGAUUGCUAAAUGCAGUGUUCUGCUAUGAGUUAAUCCCAACAAAUGCGUAUUUUAUUUUUUGACUGUGUGUGAUUUGACAGGCAUACCCCUGCUGAUAUUCUAAUUUGCUUUAUUUGUAUUUAUUUUCUUCUCUGUCACCUUUAUUCAGUUGGUCUGGGGUGUUUAUAUCUGCUUCUUUUGAAGGAUAUAUUGUCUAUUUGCCCUUCGCUUAUGUUCCUGUUCUCUUAGACCAGAAUGCUUUCAGCAGAUUUGUCCAUUAGUGGUGUUUAAAUUCUGAUCUUUAACCAUUCUGGUAUUACUGGAGAAUUUACUCUAAGGUUUUAGGUUGUGGUAGCAAGUUAAGUAUCAUCAACAGUGAUGAUUGAUAGAAAGAGGAACCUUGAAUGACUGUGUUGAAUCCUCCCUCCAUGAUUUUGGGACUCCUCAACAGGAACUUUGGAGAAGAUCUGUAGUAGCUCACUUUGAUCUUCCCAAACAUCUAGCAAGAAGGUUGCAAGGAGAACUAAUGAUCAUUUUUGGACUCUACCCUGGAGUUAGAUGCUGCAGGCACAUACAUUUGUCACAGUUGUAAAACUUUAUUUUUUCCUCUUUUUUUAUACCAAGGAGUGAGUGAUUCUACUCUUUUCCUUGUUUGAUAGAGGCAGGGUAGGCUUGAGUUAUGUUUUUGCCUUCCUCGGGUCUUUCUGUGAAAGACUGGCACAGGCGAUCAUAGUUUUCCUUUUGUACAUGGAACUUUCUCUAGUUUUCAUGAUAAUGACAUAUGAAAAGAGAAACCCCAAUUACGACCACAAUUUGAACAAAUAACCAACACUUUUAAAGUGUAUUUUAUAUAUAAAUGUGUAUAUGUAUGUGUAAAAUGCAUAGGGACAAUUGCAUACAUUUUUAUGUAUAUGUCUGAGGAAGUGUGUGGAUUGAUCUGUCUACUUGGUGAUGCCCUGUUUUUUUUUUAUACAUGCCUCAUGAAUGUUUUUACAAAUGACUGAAUCUGAGGAUGUUGUAAAAUAUAAACAUCUGGGAAAAAACAAGCUAUUAAAUCUUUAAAAAAGAGUAAAUAAUAAAAAUAAAGUGUAUAUUGA
Centropristis striata (black sea bass) is the source of this 3727-nucleotide messenger RNA. RefSeq names its product DDB1 and CUL4 associated factor 12 (gene dcaf12). Gene Ontology annotation, molecular function: protein binding. The transcript is spliced from 9 exons. Bases 380 to 1831 code for a protein of 483 amino acids. The record is from RefSeq and is a predicted model, not a curated record. Lineage: Eukaryota; Metazoa; Chordata; Actinopteri; Perciformes; Serranidae. Gene Ontology annotation, cellular component: Cul4-RING E3 ubiquitin ligase complex.